Messenger RNA from Chaetomium strumarium, 927 nucleotides. RefSeq lists its product as uncharacterized. The record is from RefSeq and is a predicted model, not a curated record. Bases 1 to 927 code for a protein of 308 amino acids. The transcript has 2 exons. Lineage: Eukaryota; Fungi; Ascomycota; Sordariomycetes; Sordariales; Chaetomiaceae. Gene Ontology annotation, molecular function: oxidoreductase activity.
AUGGCCACAACAGUUCUUACAGAGACCCAGGGAAUCAAUGGGUCCGUCACCGAGAAAGACCCUCGGAUGACAGAUGAGUUCCAGACAUACCGCGUGGGCUCCGGGCCGCAACAAGACGUCUCGGCAUACAUCUUCUACUCAAAGGUCUCUGCAGACGGCACCAAGCCGACAGAGAGGGAUCUGCCAUUCCUGAAGGGCGAGUUUACGGAUGCGAGGAGAGUCGUCAUCCACGAUGCCCGCGGUCAGGGCAAGAAUCUCGACGAGAACGGCUUCGAGUACAUCACGCAUCCGAAGCCGGAGGCCGACUACUCGGACCCCAACAGCGUCAGACAGGUGUACUACCCGGCCAUGAUGAUGCAGUUGAUCAAGCAGAAGCUGGGCGCUUCCGAGGUGCUAAUCUUCGACCACCGCGUGCGGCAGUCGUCGUUCAGCACCAAGUACGGCACCGAGUACCAGUCGUACACGGGCCCCGUGAUCCGGCCGCACGUCGACUUCGCGCCGGUGCAUGCGCCGGCCUUCCUGCAGCGCAUCCGCCCGACGAACCAUGCGCAGUACGCGGGGCGGCGCUGGCAGGUCAUCAACUUCUGGCGCCCGCUGCGGCGCAUCGAGCGCGACCCGCUGGCCGUGGCCGACGCGCCCACCGUGCCCGAGGCCACCGACGAGCUGGUGCAUCUCGCCUACGCCGGCACGCCGCGCCAGACCGAGACCUUCCUGACGCUGGCCGGCGGCAGCGAGGGCGCCCACCAAUGGUACUACUACCCGCACCAGGAGCCCGACGAGGUGCUCGCCUUCAAGAUCUACGACAGCCAUCCGCCGAGGGAGAAUGCGCGCUGUGUGCCGCACACCAGCUUUCGCUGGCUGGACGUGCCCGAGGAUACGCCGCCGAGGCACAGCAUUGAGAUCCGCUGCUUUAUCGCGUAUGAUUAG